GUCAAUGUCAGAGAUAUCAAGUUGCUUUGUCCAUGUGAAAAGCUCAUCGGCCUCAUCCUCCCACUCAGAGAAGGAAACAUCACUGGAGCCUUUCUCCUCCACCAGAGGCACAGCCAUACGUGUUGAAACAGACUCCUCGAGGGUUCUGACCCCCAUCCCGCCACAGAGACAACAGGCGCUUUUGCUGAAGCCUGUCUGUCGCCGUACCCCACUGAGGCAGUCCCUUCAGAGAGAGGGACCUCCACGUGUUCUCUCUUCCGCCAAGGUGACUGCUGUGCCUAUAGCUCUGGGAAUGAUGUCAGGGAUUGUGUUUGCUGCUACCAAAGACAAGUCCAAUGUCACUGUAGUAAAUAUUGAUGAGCUGUCUCUCUACACAACCCCUAAGCAGAAGCUUUUGUUUGUGAAGACAGAGAAUGGCCAGUUGGAGCAAGGUGUGGCCACCAUAAGACAAACUGUUGAGCCUUAUGCAACUUGGUGUCAGCAAUCAGUUCACAGUGCAGUGGAAAAGGUCCAGGGUACCUAUGAGAAAGUGAAGCCAAAGGUGGAAAGCAUUAUCCAAUUUGGAACUGAUAGUUAUGCCUACCUCAAAAACCCUCCACCUGAAUUCUAUCCGCGGGCUGGAAUCAUUGGUUUCACUGGCUUCCUUGGAAUCUUUCUUGCAAGAGGCUCCAGAGUGAAGAGACUAAUCUACCCUACUGGCCUGAUGGCUAUUAGCACCUCUCUCUACUACCCCCAACCUGCUGCAACAAUCGCCAAGUCAACCGGGGACUACGUGUAUGAUUUAGCACUGCAGGGCUAUGUUGCCAUGGAGAAUGUGUUCAAGCCUGCCAGCAAACUAGCUGUAGAGAAGUCGGUGAAUGAAGAGGGGCUUGCUUCUGAAACCAAACCUGAAUAGGUCUACCAACAUCAUGAUGACAAGUACUCAAGAUUAGCAGUCUUCCAGGCAUUGCAGGUCCAUCCUACUGAACACCAUGGUUUGUCAUGGGCACAACUGUUCUCAUUUCGAUGUUCUCAUGACUCACUUUUGCACUAGCCUCUUUCUGUAGAAGAUAGGGCCUGUCACCAAGAUUGUAUUUAUAUAAGGCUAAAUAAAAAUCUAUUUUAUA
Molecule: messenger RNA, 1106 nt
Organism: Osmerus eperlanus (European smelt)
Lineage: Eukaryota; Metazoa; Chordata; Actinopteri; Osmeriformes; Osmeridae
Gene: apooa
Product: apolipoprotein O, a
Exons: 11
Coding region: 5-895 (296 amino acids)
Biological process (GO): cristae formation
Cellular component (GO): MICOS complex
Source: RefSeq, a predicted model, not a curated record